UACUCUACGGGGAUUUGCCAAAAAAUAAAGAAAAUGUAAUAUAUUUAUCAAAUCAUCAGUGUACAGUUGAUUGGAUUAUUGCGGACAUGCUGGCAGUUAGGCAGGAUGCUCUGGGGCACGUCCGGUAUGUCUUGAAAGAUGGGUUAAAGUGGCUUCCACUGUACGGGUGGUAUUUUUCACAGCAUGGAGGAGUCUAUGUAAAAAGAAGUGCCAAAUUCAACGAAAAAGAAAUGAGACAGAAGUUGCGGGCCCAGAUAAAAGCUGAGACGCCGAUGUAUUUAGUGAUUUUUCCAGAGGGUACUCGUUACAAUCCAGAAAUACCAAAAGUCAUUGCAGAUAGUCAAUCAUUUGCUGAAAAGGAAGGACUUGCUAUAUUAAAGCAUGUGCUAACGCCACGCGUGAAGGCAACUCACGUAGCCAUUGACACAAUGAAAGACUAUCUGGAUGCAGUCUAUGACGUGACUGUAGCUUAUGAAGGUACUGUGGACCACAAAGGGCAAAGAAGACUGGCACCAUCUAUGACAGAGUUUCUUUGCAAGGAAUGCCCCAGAGUUCAUAUUUUCAUUGAUCGAAUCGAACUGAAGGACAUUCCAGAAGAGCAGAUGUAUAUGAGAAGGUGGCUUCACGAACGUUUUGAAAUAAAGGAUAAGUUACUAAUAGAGUUUUAUGAUGCAAAGGAUUCUAAAAGAAGAAAUAAGUUCCCUGGAAAAAGUGUUCAUUCCAAACUAAGCCUCAAGAAAACUUUGCCAUCUUUGCUGUUUUUAGGUGGCCUGACUGCUAGUAUGCUUCUGACAGAAUCUGGAAGGAAACUUUAUGUCAAAACGUGGAUAUAUGGGACUUUAAUUGGCUGCCUGUGGGUUAGCAUUAAACCCUAAGUAAGCAGAUGUUAGUCUCCAAUCAGUGAAGUGUGCAGUCUUUUCUUGCACAUUGUACCAAACUUUUUCCUGACUUUCUAGUAAAACAGCAUAAAUAAAGCCUUAUUGAU
Messenger RNA from Mesitornis unicolor (brown roatelo), 985 nucleotides. It is a transcript of the gene AGPAT5, whose product is annotated as 1-acylglycerol-3-phosphate O-acyltransferase 5. Bases 87 to 875 code for a protein of 262 amino acids. Gene Ontology annotation, cellular component: endomembrane system; mitochondrion. Gene Ontology annotation, molecular function: acyltransferase activity. The record is from RefSeq and is a predicted model, not a curated record. The transcript has 7 exons. NCBI's taxonomy places the organism in Eukaryota, Metazoa, Chordata, Aves, Mesitornithiformes, Mesitornithidae.